Drosophila pseudoobscura is the source of this 4010-nucleotide messenger RNA. RefSeq names its product SET domain bifurcated histone lysine methyltransferase eggless (gene egg). Gene Ontology annotation, molecular function: histone H3K9 methyltransferase activity; DNA binding; protein binding. Gene Ontology annotation, biological process: heterochromatin organization; negative regulation of gene expression. Gene Ontology annotation, cellular component: nucleus. NCBI's taxonomy places the organism in Eukaryota, Metazoa, Arthropoda, Insecta, Diptera, Drosophilidae. The transcript has 9 exons. Bases 103 to 3954 code for a protein of 1283 amino acids. The record is from RefSeq and is a predicted model, not a curated record.
AGUGUUACCAAAUUUCUUGCAAAUUCUCUCUGGAACAGAAAUCAAAUGCGUUUUCGCGUUUUUGUGCUAAAACUAUUCCAAACAAUUUGAAAAAAUUAAGUCAUGGCUUCGGAGUCCGCUGCCAUGGACAUUUUGGACAGCGCAGAAGCAUCUUUGAAUGUGGCUCCGACCGCUUUGGUGGAGAAGGAAAAAAAGGUGCAGCCGGCAACCGACGAGACAACACCGGAGAAAAAAGCAAAAAUGGAAAUAGAUGCUGAAAUGAAGGACUUGACUAAUGACAUUCCCAAUUCGAGAAAGUCUCAAGAAAAGGAUCCAGAUGCACUUGAGGACGCCAAGGAUCCCGAAGCUGACAGUAGCAUUGAGUUGCUGUGUAGCCCUACUCCCGCAGAGGCUACAGAUGUAGAUGCAAUGGCCUCAAAAACCGAAUCGGACAACAGCGUGGAGCUCCUCGAAAGCCCCCUCAAAUCGCCUUCCUCAAACGAUGUUAACGAUGAAGAGUUGUUGCCACUUGAAGAGAAGGAAAAACCAGGCCCCGCAAAGGAGUUGGAGCCAAAAGAAAGUGAACCCGACAGCAAGGAAAGCAGCAAAAGUGAAGCGUUGGCUGACAGCAGCAUUGAACUAAUAAGCAGUCCCACUUCGGAUGACUCGCUUGCAAAGGAGAAGGAGGUGGAGGUGAAGGAGGAACACGGACAGCAAGCUGAAGCUCAGGUGCUGCAAGAGAUUCCACGGAAAGCUGACGACAGUUUCAAACUGCAGGAUGAUAUAGCUAUGGAAGAAGAUGUACCAGUUCCAAGAUCGAAAGCAAUGCAAGAAUCCAAGGAAACCCAAAAAACUUCCAAAACUACAACUAAGCUGGAGCCGCUUGUCGAUUCCAUCAAGGAUGCAAUAGAAGAUCUAGAAAUAGGUAGCCCUCCAAAAGAAGCUGAGGAAAAGUCUAAAACCGACUUUGCCUGGGAUGGGAGGAUCUCUUACAACAAAGAUUGCAUCAACUGCAACUGCAAGCGGCUAAAAAAGCAGUAUGUGCUGGCGUGCGUGGCUAUUCUGAACUUCUACAAGGUCCCGAGGAAGUUGAAAAGGUCGCAGUACGUUUGCCUGGACUGCUACGACACGGCCGUGGAAAUGUACGAGGAAUAUGCUGGACUGCUGUUGGCAAAGCAACCGCUGCUGCUGAGGGAAUUUAAGCAGGAGCAGGCUGAUUUUGUGACCCUGGACAGCAGCGACGAGGAGGAGGACGAAAAGACACCAGAAAAACCCGAGUUUUCCAAAAAUGUUUUGGAUCUGAUCGAGAACGAACUGGAAGAUGCCAUUAAGAAGACGCUGAAUAAGGUGGAAUUUUCAAAUCAAUUCAACUGGUCCAAAACUAUCCUUCAAGCCAAAAUUGAGCGAUUGGCAAAGGAGUUCGAGGAGGUGGAUUUACAGCUGGCCCAGGUCCAAGGCUUGGCUGACAAAAUGCACUGCUCCGUGUACAACUCAUGCCAGGUAGUUCACAAACAAUUGCCUCCUCUGGAUCUCCAUCAAAAUAUCUGCCCUAGUGAUUAUAAACGCCUGCAGCAACUGCCAGCUGCUGGUGAUAUCGUGCGGCCCCCGAUCAAAAUUGGGGAGACCUACUACGCCGUCAAGAACAAGGCCAUUGCUAGCUGGGUAUCUGUAAGUGUGAUGGAGAUCUGCGACACCACCACCGGCGGAGGUGUCACCGUGAAGGCCUAUAAGAUCAAGUAUCAGCACAUGCCAUAUCCGAUGAUGAAGACGGUGGCGGCCAAGCACUUGGCCUAUUUUGAUCCGCCGACAGUGCGUCUGCCCAUCGGUACACGCGUGAUCGCAUUCUUUGAUGGCACAUUGGUAGGUGGCAAAGAGAAGGGCGUGGUGCAGAGUGCUUUCUAUCCGGGCAUCAUUGCCGAGCCCCUGAAGCAAAACAAUCGCUUUCGCUACCUGAUAUUUUACGACGACGGCUACACCCAGUAUGUGCAUCACAGCGAUGUACGUCUGGUGUGCCAGGCAUCCGAAAAGGUGUGGGAGGAUGUACAUCCCGCCUCGCGCGAUUUUAUCCAGAAGUACGUGGAGAGAUAUGCGGUGGAUAGGCCCAUGGUGCAAUGCACCAAAGGACAAAGCAUGAACACCGAGUCGAACGGCACCUGGCUGUACGCCCGAGUCAUUGAAGUCGACUGCAGCCUGGUGCUGAUGCAGUUCGAGGCUGACAAGAACCACACGGAAUGGAUCUAUCGCGGCUCGCUGCGCCUGGCUCCCGUCUUCAAGGAGACCCAGAAUUCUCUGAAUGCCGACUGUGCCAUCCACCAGAUGAGGGUCCCAAGGCGCACGGAACCGUUCAUACGUUACACCAAGGAGAUGGAGUCCAGCAACAUGCAGGUGGAUCAACAGAUACGUGCCAUAGCCCGCAAAAGCACUUCGAAAUCAGGUUCGCCUGCAUCAACUGCAGCACCUCCAACUGGAUCAUCCUCAUCCUCCGCUGUCCGUCACCUGAACAACUCCACCAUUUACGUGGACGAUGACACCCGUCCCAAGGGUCAGGUGGUGCACUUCACGGCAAAGCGUAAUAUGCCGCCGAAGAUAUUCAAGAGCCACAAAUGCAAUCCGGGCUGUCCCUUCCCGAUGAUGCACCGUUUGGACAGCUACAGUCCGCUGUCCAAGCCACUACUGUCAGGAUGGGAGCGCAUGUUUAUGAAGCAGAAGACCAAGCGGACUGUCGUCUAUCGCGGUCCCUGUGGCCGGAAUCUGCGCAACAUGGCCGAAGUGCACACCUAUCUGCGGCUAACCAAUAAUGUCCUGAAUGUAGACAACUUUGAUUUCACUCCCGAUCUGCGCUGCCUGGCCGAAUACUACAUAGAAUCGACCAUCGUCAAGGAGGCGGACAUCUCCAAGGGGCAGGAGAAGAUGGCGAUACCUCUAGUCAACUACUACGACAACACUCUGCCGCCGCCCUGCGAAUAUGCCAAACAGCGCAUUCCAACCGAGGGCGUGAACCUGAAUCUCGAAGAGGAGUUCCUUGUGUGCUGCGAUUGUGAGGAUGAUUGUUCGGACAAAGAGUCGUGCGCCUGCUGGCAGCUGACCGUGACCGGCGUCAGGUACUGCAAUCCCAAGAAGCCCAUUGAAGAGAUCGGUUACCAGUACAAGCGUCUGCACGAGGGCGUACUGACGGGCAUCUACGAGUGCAACUCACGCUGUAAAUGUAAGAAGAAUUGCUUGAACCGCGUGGUCCAGCACUCGCUGGAGAUGAAGCUGCAGGUAUUCAAAACCUCCAACCGUGGCUGGGGACUACGCUGUGUCAACGACAUUCCCAAAGGCGCUUUCGUGUGCAUCUAUGCCGGUCACUUGCUGACGGAGGCGAAGGCCAAUGAGGGCGGUCAGGAUGCGGGGGACGAAUACUUUGCCGAUCUCGACUACAUUGAGGUGGCCGAGCAGCUGAAGGAGGGCUAUGAGUCGGACGUGGAGCGCGCGGAUCUGGACCACGAAGAUGACAACUACGGCCCCGAUGCAGAGGACGACGAUGACUUUCGACCCAACAACUAUUAUCAGAAGAAGAAGGAAAAGCUGCGCUCCUCACGCAGCAACAGCAGCAGCACGCAGAACACCGAAUUGGACUCGCAAGAACGGACAGUAAUUAGCUUCAAUCCAAACACUGAUCUGGAUGAAACAGUGCGUGAAAACUCUGUGCGCCGCUUCUUUGGCAAAGACCAGACCCCCUUCAUCAUGGACGCGAAGACAACUGGCAAUUUGGGACGCUACUUCAAUCAUUCGUGCAGCCCCAAUCUGUUUGUUCAGAAUGUCUUUGUAGAUACCCACGAUCUGCGUUUCCCCUGGGUCGGCUUCUUCGCGUCCUCGCACAUUCGCUCUGGCACAGAGCUGACCUGGAACUACAACUACGAGGUAGGCGUGGUCCCCAACAAGGUUCUCUAUUGCCAGUGCGGUGCCCAGAACUGUCGAGUGCGUCUGCUCUAAUUUAGUUUCAAGCUCCAACAUAAUACAAAAUAAACAAUUAAAAAUAUUUUUUUUUA